AAUGAAAYUAAUUUGUCUAGUAUCAUUAUUGAUUUUGGGCACURUAUCAUGUUUGUCCAUUGAUGAUGCUGAAGUACAGGAACAAUGGGAAUUGUUCAAGCAACAAUACCGAUCGGACACCAAUAGCUAUCUGAGCGUUGAUCAGGAAAAAUACAGGCGUUCAGUAUUUACGGAAACUUACCGUAAAAUUACCAAACAUAACUUGGAAGCUGAACAAGGCCUGCAUACCUAUACUAUGGGUGUAAAUCAAUUUUCCGAUAUGACCCAGGAGGAAUUUCUCGCUAAAUAUACUACACCAAACCUGCAGUCGAUUGACAUCCAGAAACUGCGUCCGACAAUUGUAAACCAGUCGGUAUCGGUACCCGAUUCGCAUGAUUGGCGCAGUCAGGGUAAAGUGGGACCGGUCAAAAAUCAAGGCGGUUGUGGUUCAUGUUGGGCAUUUGCUUCGGUAGCCAUUUUUGAAUCUCGUUUGGCCAUUAAACGUGGGGGUUUCCGAUCGCUAUCGGAACAGGAGAUUAUCGACUGUACCUCAGGCUAUGACUGCCAACACGGCGGUAACAUACAGAUGGCCACCGAUACUCUGCGGCGAUUGGGCGGUAUCGAAGGCGACAGUGAUUAUCCGUAUAUUAGCGGCGGCGGCGGUAAAGGCCAGUGUCACUAUGACGGUGGCCGUCGGGUAGCAUCGGUCGGUACGAAUCUGGCCUAUUUGCAGGGCGAAGAACAAAUGAAAUGGUCGACCUUUACGAACGGUCCCGUUUACGUACACAUAAUGGCCAAYGGUAAUUUCCAAAGUUAUCGAGGGGGUGUCUACGCUGAUGGUAGUUGUAAUCAGCCGAUCAAUCAUGCGGUUACUAUUGUCGGCUACGGGCCGGGCUAUUGGUUGGUCAAAAAUUCGUGGGGCGGCGGCUGGGGUGAGGGCGGUUACAUACGUAUGGCUUUUGGACAGAAUAUGUGCCGUAUCAGUGAAUCGCCCAUUUGGACCGAUGAUAUUAACUAGGUUAUUUUAACUAGUUAAUUAAUUAGUUAAUUAACAAAAUUUUUCAACUAGUUAAUUAAUAAAAUUUUAGCUUGAUAUUUUAUUUAAAAAAAAUAAACAUGCAUGUUUAU
Molecule: messenger RNA, 1107 nt
Organism: Oppia nitens
Lineage: Eukaryota; Metazoa; Arthropoda; Arachnida; Sarcoptiformes; Oppiidae
Exons: 4
Coding region: 2-997 (331 amino acids)
Cellular component (GO): lysosome
Molecular function (GO): cysteine-type endopeptidase activity
Source: RefSeq, a predicted model, not a curated record